AUGGCCUCAGGGCCAGCACUCAUUCUCGGCUGUACGGGUCUCGUCGGGUCUCAGAUCCUGUCGACCUUACGGACAGGCGCAGGCACACCUGCACCGAUCUUCUCCAGUAUUGAAAUCCUCGCUCGACGUUCCCCGCCAUCUGCACCUGCCGAUGCCCCCGUUCUCGUCAAAGAAUUUGUCGAAAAAGAUACUUCAAAAUGGGCUUCUCACAUCUCUUCGCUCUCUCCAGUUCCAUCGGUCAUGUUCUCCGGUCUGGCGACUACACGCGCUGCUGCCGGCGGCUUCGACAAGCAGUAUAAACUGGAACAUGAUUUGAACGUCGAGCUUGCAAAAGCGGCCAAAGAAGCAGGGACAAAGACCUACGUUCUUAUCUCUUCGGGUGGCGCCAAUCCACAUUCCGUGUUCGGCUAUCCCAGGAUGAAAGGCGAGAUUGAAGAGCACGUGAAAGAGCUCGGGUUUGACCAUACCAUUAUCCUGCGCCCGGGUCUCAUCGUGGGCCAUCGCGAGGAAAGCCGUCCUCUAGAAGCCGUCCUCAGAACCAUUGCCACUGGGCUAGGCAAGGUGCACAGCUCGUUGAAGGACUCCUUUGCCCAAGACGCGGAUGUCAUUGCAAAGGCGGCCAUCUCUGCCGCAAUCAAGGUUGAAAAAGGCGAUGUCAAAGAUAAAGUCUGGAUCUUAAGCCAAAAGGACAUUAUCCGCCUUGGAGCGAGUGAAUGGAAGACUUCGUCUUGA
Molecule: messenger RNA, 732 nt
Organism: Rhinocladiella mackenziei CBS 650.93
Lineage: Eukaryota; Fungi; Ascomycota; Eurotiomycetes; Chaetothyriales; Herpotrichiellaceae
Exons: 2
Coding region: 1-732 (243 amino acids)
Biological process (GO): import into nucleus
Cellular component (GO): cytoplasm
Source: RefSeq, a predicted model, not a curated record